Molecule: messenger RNA, 2130 nt
Organism: Cololabis saira (Pacific saury)
Lineage: Eukaryota; Metazoa; Chordata; Actinopteri; Beloniformes; Belonidae
Gene: bin3
Product: bridging integrator 3
Exons: 9
Coding region: 112-873 (253 amino acids)
Biological process (GO): plasma membrane tubulation; endocytosis; actin cortical patch localization
Cellular component (GO): actin cortical patch; cytoplasm
Molecular function (GO): lipid binding; protein binding
Source: RefSeq, a predicted model, not a curated record
CUCAGCUCCGGCUACUUCCUGUUCACAGCUCGACUGGGAAGUGGUAGAAAGCGAUGGUAUUCGGAAGAUAAUACAACUUUUAUGUGAAACCGGAGUAAAAGCUUACUCAAAAUGAGCUGGAUUCCCUUCAAGAUUGGACAACCGAAAAAACAGAUUGUCUCUAAAACUGUUGAAAGAGAUUUUGAGCGAGAAUAUGAUAAACUCCAAAAACUGGAGGAUCAGACAAAGAAACUUCACAAAGACAUGAAGAAAAGCACAGAGGCUGAUUUAGCCAUGUCAAAAGCUGCAGUCAAGAUCUCUGCAGAUCUGCUGAGUAACCCGCUGUGUGAGCAGGACCAGGCAUUCCUGGAAUCCAUGUCUUCUUUGGAUACAGCAAUGAGAAGGAUGGACGCCUUCAACCAGGAGAAGGUCAACCAGGUUCAGAAGACUGUUAUCGACCCUUUAAAAAAGUACAGCGGAGUUUUCCCCAGCCUGAAUAUGGCAGUGAAACGGCGGGAACAGGCGCUGCAGGACUACAAACGGUUGCAAUCCAAAGUGGAAAAAUAUGAAGAGAAAGAAAAAACGGGGCCUGUUAUGGUCAAACUACAUCAGGCGAGAGAAGAGCUUCGGCCGGUCAGGGAAGAUUUUGAGGCCAAGAACAAGCAGCUGCUGGACGAGAUGCCCAAGUUCUACCAGAGUCGUAUCGACUACUUCCAGCCCAGCUUCGAGGCUCUGAUCCGAGCCCAGGUGGUAUAUUUCACUGAGAUGUACAGAGUCUUCAGUGAGUUAACAGACCAGAUCGACCAGGCGGGCUUGACGGACGAGCAGAGGGAGAGGGAGACCGAGGCCAAGCUCAGCGAGUUGCGCGCUCUGUCCAUUGUCGCAGACGACUGAGGGGGAAAAGCCGGAUACCGGGAAGUGUUCUUUUCAAGCCUCUCUGAAUGGAUUCCACUCUUUUUCAAGAUCCUGCGGAGUUCAAGCCGACAGUAGCAGCCUUAACUUGAUUAUUUGUUUGUUUUUCUUGUGGCCUCAUCGCCUCCUAUUCCUCUUCAAUUACAUCCUAAAGUUUCUUUCUCUGUACAAAGACACUGUAACUCAAAGCAGCUGAAUGCCACAUUAACUAAGCCAUCUGCCAAGUGCGACACUAUAAGCCAAUAUGCUGUUGUUGUUUUUUAAGUAAAGAAAUCAAACAACUUUUGUGUGAACUAAUUUCCAGGGUUACACAACGUGGUUUCAGUGAUAUUUGUAAGCAGUUGUCUAAUGUAGUAAUCUUAACAAGAAAUUGUUUUCAUCAUCAACCGUUUUUCCAACAAUCUGUUACAGAUUUUGUUGCCCAACUCUGAAAUAAAGCGUUCAGAUUCAAUGUCAAAUACCGUAAUAAGACUGCAGGUUAUUGGCAAAUACAUUGUAGUUACCCGUGAGAGCUUUUUAUUUGGGGUUACAAUUGUGAUAUCUGUAACACAUUCUGUGAGUAAUGUGCCUGUAUUGUCCUUAUUUUAGAUGUAUCAAGAAAACUUAACUUGUGUUAAGUGAGAUGAUGCCUGUGCAGCCUUUGAUGGAUGGGAAGCUUUCUAUCCACACAAAACCAGGACUAGCACUCCCUCUAGUGGCAAAUGCAGAUUAUGACAUUCACAUCUCCUCUUUGUUCUAUUGUUGCUUAAACUCAAAGAACCUCACAUGAUUGGCAUGCAAGGAAAGUCCUUUCUCUUCACCUUCACCACUACAGAUGGAUGCCAGUUUAUAUGUUUGGCCAAAGCAUUUGCACUCCUUUGUUUCUCCAGGUGGAGCCUUGCUAUGAUACUAUGUGGUGAUGUGUACACAUUGAUUGUUCUUGUGUUGAGUUUUUUUUUAAGGUGUCACAAGUCCAAUAUUUAUUCUUUGUUCUGUCUUUAAUUAUUUGGAAGCUAACUGUGUUGUCCUGCAAUGCAGGUUGUUUGUGAAACACAAAGUAACUGUACUAAUGAAGGUGCUCUUUAGUUGUUUUUUUUCUUACAUGAUUUAAUUUUUUUUUUAAUUUCAGUGGUUUCUAGUUUUAAUGUAUUGCAAAAAAUCUGUAAUUUUUUUCAGCUCUAAUGUAUCAUCAGUCAUGAAGUAAAUGAACUGUGAGAGUAGCGAUUGAUUACUUUCUUAUUAAAGCUUUGGUGAGUUUAA